AUGUCGGAUGUGUCGUACUCCUUCUCAACUUGGGAGACCCUGCCGGAGGACGAACCUCCGCUGUGCAUCGCAGUUCGACGCCCAGAGUCACCUUCACGCCACUAUGAGGCGAGACGAGGAAUCAAAGACAACCUGGUCAUUCCCAACGGCAAAGCCGAACGCCCUGAAACCAAGAAACCCAACGGAUCCAUACAGAGUGGUGGCAAGAAUGCAGGAAAAGCAUUCAACCUCUCGAUGGAUCGAUCUAAACAUGGUAGCUCGUAUGGAGAUGUGGAACAGUGCAGUGAGAAGACAACAGAGCAAGAUGUUUAUUGGAAUUUACAUAUAUAA
Messenger RNA from Necator americanus (New World hookworm), 330 nucleotides. RefSeq lists its product as uncharacterized. Lineage: Eukaryota; Metazoa; Nematoda; Chromadorea; Rhabditida; Ancylostomatidae. The transcript has 4 exons. The record is from RefSeq and is a predicted model, not a curated record. The coding region runs from base 1 to 330 and encodes 109 amino acids.